AUGUCCGCACCUACCGCUGACGGCGGGUCUCUGGCAGGCCGCAUCUCCAAACCCGAAACAAUGAACGCUCAAGCCGAGUCCUUCCAGCCGCAAUCUGGUACAUCCUGGGCGGAUGAGGUUGCCUCUCCUGUGACCGAGAAGCCCUCGGCCCCGGUGGCCGUAGAGGAGAAAAAGCCAGAGUCGUCGGAGGCGCCAGUCUCGCAGGUGGAUGGAGCUACCGCACCUUUUGGUGGAUCAGAGCUGCAUGAGCCAGAAUUUGAUGUUGAGGUCAAGUUGGCGGACAUGCAAGCAGAUCCAAACAAUCCACUGUACUCGGCCGCCUCGUUCGAGCAGUUGGGCCUGCACGACAACAUUCUCAAAGGUGUCAUGGCCAUGAACUUCCGGAAACCGUCCAAGGUGCAAGAAAAGACACUGCCGCUUCUCCUGUUGAACCCUCCGCACAAUCUCAUCGGCCAAUCUCAGUCUGGUACUGGAAAGACCGCCGCUUUCGUACUCAACAUCCUCCACCGUCUAGACCUCAGUACCGAACAACUGCAGAAGGCGCCGCAGGCGUUGGUGUUGGCUCCAAGCAGAGAGCUUGCACGACAGAUCGUGGGCGUGGUCAAGGUGAUGGGAUCGUACAUGCCUGGCCUCAUCGUCGAAGCUGCCGUUCCUCAAGACGCUGCUUCACGGGGACGAAAGAUUGAGGCGUCCGUGGUGGUCGGAACUCCCGGCACUGUGAUGGACAUGAUCCGCAAGAGAUCCAUGGAUAUGAAAGGUCUCAAAGUACUCGUACUGGAUGAGGCAGACAACAUGCUCGACCAACAAGGUCUUGGAGACCAGUGCAUUCGUGUGAAGGCCAUGCUCCCCAAGAAUAUCCAGAUCGUGUUGUUUUCCGCCACUUUCCCUGACAACGUGGUCAAGUAUGCAGAAAACUUUGCGCCUAAUGCCAAUCAGAUGACCCUGCAACACCAAGAUUUGACCGUCGAGGGCAUCAAGCAGAUCUAUCUUGAUUGUGACAGUGACAAGGCAAAGUACGAGAUUUUGGUCAAGUUCUACGGGUUGAUGACGAUCGGCUCCUCCAUCAUCUUCGUCAAGACCCGAGAAACCGCACUCGCCAUUGAACAACGCAUGACCGCCGAAGGUCACAAGGUCGUUUCUUUGACUGGAGGUUAUGAAGGAGCGCAGCGAGAUGUCAUUAUCGACUCUUUCCGCAUGGGCCACGCCAAAGUUCUCAUCACCACCAACGUCCUCGCCCGCGGUAUCGAUGUGCAGUCCGUAUCCAUGGUGGUCAACUACGAUGUUCCGGACAAGUUUGUUGGCGGCGGCAAAUUCGUUGCGGAUCCGCAAACAUAUCUCCAUCGUAUCGGUCGGACUGGACGGUUCGGUCGUGUGGGUGUGGCAGUGACUUUCAUCAGCAACCGGGCCGAUUGGGAGAAAUUGAUGGAGAUCCAGAGAUACUUUGGCACGGAGAUGACCAAGGUCGCGACCAACGACUGGGACGAGCUCGAGGAGACUGUCUCCAAGAUCAUCAAGAGCUCGAGGGCAGGCGCCAAUUUCAAGGAUGGAGCGAGGAUGGAGAUGCAAGACUAA
Molecule: messenger RNA, 1572 nt
Organism: Capronia epimyces CBS 606.96
Lineage: Eukaryota; Fungi; Ascomycota; Eurotiomycetes; Chaetothyriales; Herpotrichiellaceae
Product: ATP-dependent RNA helicase DBP5
Exons: 4
Coding region: 1-1572 (523 amino acids)
Biological process (GO): poly(A)+ mRNA export from nucleus
Cellular component (GO): cytoplasmic stress granule; nucleus
Molecular function (GO): RNA helicase activity; ATP binding; RNA binding
Source: RefSeq, a predicted model, not a curated record